Messenger RNA from Bombyx mandarina (wild silkworm), 2154 nucleotides. Its product is annotated as protein snakeskin. Gene Ontology annotation, cellular component: plasma membrane. The record is from RefSeq and is a predicted model, not a curated record. Lineage: Eukaryota; Metazoa; Arthropoda; Insecta; Lepidoptera; Bombycidae. Gene Ontology annotation, biological process: septate junction assembly.
AAAAAUUUACUGGCGCGCAGCAGUCGUCUUGGAGCCUUCGAUACGAGUACUCGUCUCGCAAUAAUAAUAAUAAAAUUCAAAUUUAGAAGUGAAUCAUGGCCAUCAGCAGGUUGUCUAUCAUCAAGUUUCUGGAGCUGGCACUUACGUGUUCGUGCGUGGCUCUCCAUUACCACAGUUACAAUGCAGAUGCGGAUAUCGGCAUGCUCGUCACCGGUACCUUUGUCGGGUACCUCAUCAUAUUCGCUGGUGCGGCCGCGGGCUACAUAAUGCAGACUCCUUCACACAAACGGAUCGACAUCUUCUAUUCGCUGGUCGGCGUUGCCUUGUUCGUCGCUAGCGGUGCCAUUAUUAUUGACAGAUUCCAACAUUAUGGUAAGAGCGAGAUCAAAGACAAGAAUUUGGCUAAGGCGUCGUUGGCUAUCAUCAAUGGCGCUAUCUUACUUGUUGAUGCUGUCCUCACGCAACGAGGAGGCUAAACUACGUACACAAAAUAGAGCUGCACAAUCAGAAAACGAUUUCAAAUGCUGCAUACAAAUACAAUGCUGUCUUAUUAGGAUUACUAUGGUCCGCCUAAUAAUCUGAAUUCCACCGCAAUCACUGUUACCUCAAGAUUUCUAUACAAAUGUUUUGUUUAGUAAUUGUUUUUUUUUUCGUGUAAAGGUGGUAAGAAAACUGUCUUUUGAUUGGUAACACUAAAGCUAAUAAACACCAAAAAAAAUUUCUGGUUUCCGUUCAAAACGUACAAAAAUUUCGCCUUUUUAACACCAAAAAAAAUCGAACACAGGAGAAAAGUGUACUGAAUUGUUUUGUCUUUAUUUAUGUACAGAUUUGUAAUAUAUUACAAAUCCUGAAAAAUAAUCAUAUUAAAUGACGAGGAAAAUAAAAGAAGGUUUGUAUUCAAUUAUUUGUGCAGCAUUUUUUUUUCUUAAUUGUUUUAUGUUGUUUAUGGAGACGUGUCUUUAGUCUUUAAUGAUAAAAUAAACAUUCGUACCGUGUCUUAUGUUUUAAAUGUUUAAAAAUGGAAUUUUCAAAAAAAAAAUUAUGUUUCAAAAUCAAAAUACACUUGAACAUAGAACCUCCUUCCUUUUUGAAUUGACUAAAGAACUUAGUAAUUAAAUUAGAGAGUAUCAUCACAAUUUGCUUUUACCUUAAAUACCAAAAGAAGGCUUUCACAGGAAUUCACUUCAUAUUGAAAGGUUUUUUUGAGUUUUCAUUUGAAAAGCACCUUUCAUGUAACAAACACACCAAAGAUUUCUUCAAUGAAUAAAGACACGUCUUUGUAAAUACGUCAAAGUACCUAAAGUAAUUUAUUCAGUUUCAACUAAGAGUCUCCAUUUUUCGUAUUUAACACAAAAAAUAUAUAGAUUUUGUCAUAAACCUGUUAAUAUGUAUCUUUUUUUAAUUCGUCCGUAUUUUUUUUUAUAAAUGCAUUUCUUAUCGUAUAAGUUCAAAAUACUUUUAAAUUUACUGUAACUCACGAAAUUUAUUUCAAAAAACACCAUAGUAGAAUUACAAAUAAAGGCACUGGCACUAUGAGCCUGCCCAGGCCUGCUUGGUAGUAUUUGGUAGUAUUGUGGUACCUAUACCAUACCAUAAUCCUGCCAAAUUAAAAUUGGGGCUUUGACUUUCGUAAUACCGCCAUCGAUAUGAAAGUGGUGUUGGUUAAAAUAAAAAAAAACUGGCUUUCCUUUAAACCAUUGUUAAGCUUAAAAUCUUAGCUACCUUAUCACUGCAUAUAUUGAAUUUCCUACCGAUUUUAAGUUGUUUGUUGAAUCAAAUUCUAUUAAUGUUAUUUCUUGUUAGCAGAUGAAUAAACGUGUUUGAGAACUCGAUAUUAAUAGGAACACGCUAGAAGUAAAUUAUGCCAUUUUAAACUUUUCGCUUUUGAAUAUUUUUUGCAAUAAGUAUUCAAAUUGUAUAACCGGCUAAGAGUGUUUAAUAUUUAAUGUAAGUGUAAUGCUGUGUCUUAAAUGUAUAUUUUUAUAUGUCUUGUAACUCUUUAAAAUAUAUUUAUACACGUUCAUCUUAGAUAAAAAAAAUAAGGUUAUUAGUACCUCUAUUACUACUUGUGAACAAUUUACAUAAGUUUUGAUAACACCAUUUAAAUGUUUUUUAUGUGCGUAUGUGGAACCGCUUAAUUAAAUGUAAGAUAAU